UGCACCGUGGCCGAGAAUCUGACCGACCUGAUCCUUCUGCAGAUUCUCUUCUGAUCAACAGCAUACAGGCGGUGGACAUUGCUUCCAACGAACUUUCGUCAGGGAGACGGAUUGAGACUCGCUCGAUUGCUUGCCGUAACCGACAAAGAUUACAAGCCUUGCAGAUAAUUGCACGUAGACGCUAGUAGCUUUUGGCCCUUUGCGUGCGAGAAAGAUAGACUGCGCUUCUGUCGGUUUCCCGAUCAACUAGUGUCCUUCGGAAUCUCACACUCUGCGUGAGAUCAAGGUACUCUAUACCGGACAUUGCUGUGUUUGGAAAAUCCCAAGCGGUCCUUCGUUGUAAGGUUCGGUUCAAUCCAAACCUUCCACACACUGCUGCGAAGACAUCUCGCUACCCGUCACCAACACUUGCUCUGUAGCUACUUCGGGAUCCAACGGCUACUCCUUGGGUUCUGAUUCAAUUUGAUUGACCGUGUUUUUUGUUACUUUUAUCCUCCCCUCUUUUUGUUUCUACUGUAAAAUCCAAAGACGGCGGCUUCUAUUUUCGUGUCUAUUCCUCCACCGACAUUGAUCUCCGCAAUGUCACCGAACGGCAAUGGUUUGCUGACGCUACCCCUCGAACUCCAGGUCCGCCUGUUGACCUACCUUCGUGCGUACGACUUGGCGGCGGUCCAACAAGUCUGUCGGUGCUUUCGUCAGCCCGAGCUCGUCCACGGAAUCGUCGCGCACGCGGCCGAACACGUCUACCCACCGUCCCUCACGCGAGGAUUCGAUCAACAGCCGACACAAAGCGACCCCUAUCGUCCCCUGCCGGCCACCAAAGACCCUCCGGUGGCGAAGAGCAACGCCGAGACCGACCAACGAAACAAACCCUGCUACACCUUUGAACACUUGCGCAAUAUGGAAUUGCUCGUGGUCGCUCGGGUUCUGAACAGCCCGGAACCUUCGACAGGCUACAUUGUCAGCAAGAGUUGGUGUAAAAGUGCCCUGAAGUGGCUCGAGGCACAACAGGAAGAACAACAAGCGGCUAAAACGAACAAGAAAAUUUCGAAAAAAAAGCAACGUUUGCGACAACGCCGUCUAUCUGAUAUUAGUCCACCCUGGCCCAACGUGAAUUCGGAUCUAUUGUGUGAACACUCCUGUUUAAGUCGCUGUUCCAACGGAAAAUCGGCUCGGGCCCGGCGUCGCUACGUUAACAAACAGGCCUGGAAAAUCCUCAAAAAGUUAUAUCCAGACAGUACUUCUCUCGAUGCUACUACUGGGGAAUGCUUACAGUGCUUUGCGGAAUCCGAAAUGAACAAAAAAAACCAGAGAGACGAGGAAGAAUGUCGCAAAUUAGAACGUAAGCGACCUUUGUCGAAUCCAUCGCUUCGCCGGCUGUACACUAGGCGGACCGGAGUACCACUGCACGCGAUUCGUCGCGCCGAGGUGACAGUAUUCUCGAGUACGGACAGCGCAGUUGCGACGCCGUGUGAGAAAAUUGCUCUAGCAACGCCUUGCCCGCUCCGAGACGGCAAGUACUUUGUGUUGCCCCGAGCUUGGUGCCACCAAUGGCGUCGGUAUAUGAAAACCGGUGAAGGUGGUCCUUGCCCGGCACCAGAUGCGGCGGGUCUUCUCUGCGACGCGCACCGCCUUCCCUUGUUGCCACCGCAUCUCGAGGCGUACCUCGAGGGACAGGCUACCGAGCUGUUCGCCUCGAACGAGACGGAAAUAAUGCCCGCGAUGGUCCUUGCCACACCUCCCGCAGCAGCUGUGAAUGGACCAAUGAUCCUUCCCGGGCAAGGACCGGAUCAAGCAACGCUCCAGGCUAUGCGGGAGGCAGGUCUCGGUGAACACCAAAUUGGACAGCAGCUUUCGGCGUUGCGAUUGUUGGAGACUCAACAACGACAAUACAUUCAACAACAGCCACACGUCAUGCUCGACAACAUUGACGCUCCCGUCGCCCGCAACCCUCCCAACAAAAACGAGUUGCUGGAUCGCGAAAACCAUUCGGUCGUCGAACUCUUGGCGGAAGAAGAAUAUCAGGCUCUAGAAAGCUGCUACAAGGGUGUCUCGUCGUUUGCGCUGCGAUUGGACGUGGUGCACGGGGUCGCAAACUUGUCAACGCCCCCCUGUCGGGCAUGUGACGCCUCGGGCCGGGCGAGUCGGGCUCUGGUGGUCAAAAACAGGGCCCGAUCGUGGGUCAAGAAGUCGGGUGAUCAACCCCGGGCUCCCGCGAGUUUGGAAUACUGA
Messenger RNA from Phaeodactylum tricornutum CCAP 1055/1, 2232 nucleotides. RefSeq lists its product with no specific name. Gene Ontology annotation, molecular function: protein binding. The record is from RefSeq and is a predicted model, not a curated record. The coding region runs from base 580 to 2232 and encodes 550 amino acids. The transcript is spliced from 2 exons. Lineage: Eukaryota; Bacillariophyta; Bacillariophyceae; Surirellales; Neidiaceae.